AACUAUACAUCCUAUAUUUUCUGUCAACAAAUAAUUUCCAACUUUCCCAUUUCUCUCUCACUCACUCAUCAUUUCAUCGCCGCAAAUUCAACCAACCACCACCGAAAUCAUUGAUACCCCGCCGUUUAUUCCGGCCAUUCUCCGCCGGAUAUCUCCCAAAUUCAUCACACUCAUGCUUCCCAUCACCGACACCAUCUCACCACCGUCACCUAAAAAACCACUUCCUGAAUUACAUCGAAAAAACUCUUUUAGUUCCAUUAAACCUUAUCUUCCUCGUACAUGGCUUAUUCUCUUUGUCUUUUUCCUUCAAAUCGUUCUCCUAUUAUUCGCUCGCAAUUUCCACGUGUCCACCGCCAUCACCACCACCACCCACCAACCGGAGCCAACCACCUUCGCCGUCGUUCACGGCGGAGAAGAUGACGGUAACAACCAAUGCCCAUUAGGUAAAAUAUUCGUAUACGAAUUACCAUCAUUUUUCAACACCGAGUUAUUAGAAAACUGUCAUGAAUUAAACCCUUUUGGUCCUCGUUGCGACACCUAUUCUAACGACGGACUUGGCCGUCCGGCGACAAAGCUUGCCGGAGUGAUUCCGUCAAGUCUAGCCGGCUCAUGGUUUUGGACUGACCAGUUUGCAUCAGAAAUAAUCUAUCAUAAUAGAAUGAUGAACUAUCGUUGUAGAACAUUAGAGCCAGAAUCAGCUACGGCGUACUACAUUCCGUUUUACGCUGGACUCGCAGUGGGUAAAUAUCUAUGGACGAAGAAUUACACGGCAGAAGAUCGUGACCGUCAUUGCGAAAUGAUGCUGAAGUGGGUUCAUGAUCAACCGUAUUGGAAGAAAUCGGACGGUUGGGAUCAUUUCAUUACGAUGGGACGCAUCACAUGGGAUUUCCGUCGGUCUAAUGAACAAGAUUGGGGGUCAAGAUGUAUUUAUUUACCAGGGAUGAGAAACAUCACACGGUUAUUAAUUGAGCGGAAUUCAUGGGACUAUUUUGAUGUCGGUGUUCCUUAUCCCACUGGAUUCCAUCCCAAUACCCCUUCAGAUGUCGCCACGUGGCAGGACUUCGUCCGUACACGUGACCGAGAUACCUUGUUCUGUUUUGCUGGUGCGACGCGUGGGCUUAUCAAGAAUGAUUUUCGUGGGUUGUUGUUGAAUCAAUGCUACAACUCGUCGGAUUCUUGUCGGGUCGUGGAUUGUGGCGGGUCAAAAUGCUCCAACGGGACUUCGUUAAUCCUUGAGUCUUUUCUCGGGUCCGAAUUUUGUCUUCAGCCUAGGGGAGAUAGCUUUACUAGGAGGUCUAUUUUUGAUUGCAUGAUUGCGGGUUCGGUUCCAGUGUUCUUCUGGAACCGAACCGCGUACUCACAAUACGAAUGGUUCUUACCGGGUCAGCCCGAAAGCUAUUCGGUUUUUAUUGAUAAAAAUGACGUGUUAAAUGGGAAGUCUAUAAAAAGCGUACUUGAGAAAUUUGGAAAAGAUGAGGUGAGAAAAAUGAGAGAAAAAGUGAUUGAAUAUAUUCCAAGAAUUGUGUAUGCAAAACCACAUGAAGGUCUUGAAGGUAUGAAAGAUGCAUUUGAUGUGGCUGUGGAAGGAGUUUUGAAUAGGGUGAAGGAUCAUGAGAAAGAAGGGUUUAAAUGGUAAUUAUUGUUAUUAUUUUGGCAAAUUUUUAUAUCAAACAAUUCGAUAUAUUAUUUUUAUACAAAUCUGAUAAAGAUGGUAGAAAUUAGUUUAUAGAUAUACAAGUUUUGGCUAAGUGGGAAUGGUGACUGAUGUAAAAUUUGUACAAUUUAUGAUUGGUUUGCUACAAGUAGAUAUAUAAGAGUAAUAAUAAUAAUAAACUUAUUUACAAUA
Erigeron canadensis is the source of this 1846-nucleotide messenger RNA. Its product is annotated as xyloglucan galactosyltransferase XLT2. Gene Ontology annotation, molecular function: galactosyltransferase activity. The transcript has a single exon. NCBI's taxonomy places the organism in Eukaryota, Viridiplantae, Streptophyta, Magnoliopsida, Asterales, Asteraceae. The coding region runs from base 173 to 1636 and encodes 487 amino acids. Gene Ontology annotation, biological process: xyloglucan biosynthetic process. The record is from RefSeq and is a predicted model, not a curated record.